GGGUUUGCGCUGCGAGCCGGGGCUGCACACACACCCCCGAGGGCCUGCGCCGGGCAGCCACGGCGCGGCGAUGGGGCACCGAGCCCCGGAGCCCGCGGGCCCGCUCCCCGGCCCCGCCCGCCCCGCCCGGGUGGAGCCGGGCCCCGCCCCGCCGCGGGAGGAGGAUGAGGCGGCGGCGGCGGCCCCGGCCGAGGCGGCUGCCCCAUGGCGGAGGAUGUUGACCUGAAAGCAUGCCGGGGAGCUUUGGAUGACUGCUGUCCACCUCCAGGAGAGGAUCAGCUGGAGCUGCAAGAAGAGGAGAAAGGCAUAAAUCAAAGCAACAGCAACCAUGUAGAUUCCCUUCUCUCCUUAGAGGGCUAUUUACAGCUUCUGUCAUCGCAGGUGGAAAACAUGCUAGAGGUGAACUUACUGGAAGAUACACAAGUUGCUACUUCUAGUAGAGGCCAAGACCCAUCAUCCUUACACCACAAUAUAAACUUGGCCCAGACACUUCACAACAGUUUCAGUCCUCCUGAUGCCAUACUACUAAGAACAGACUACCCCACGCAAUUAAAUUCAAAACCAAGACACUUACAAAGGCAAGAGUUUUUCCCUCAAUCAAGCUCUGAUAUCACAAAUCCAGAAUCACUAUUUCAUGGGUCAAAUUUGACAGGGCUGUUUUCAGCUGCUGACCUUAGAAAUCUAACAGCCCAUGAUGAUAAUUUUGAUGAAAUUAGGCUUAUGUCUUUGGCUUUGGAGGAAGGCUUUAGUCCUAUAGAAGUUUCUCAGAUCUUUGAACAGCCUGGCUCAGAUUCGGGACUAUCUUUGAAUUCAAAUCACAGCACCACCUCUUAUUCAGUCUGCUGUGAAGAUUCUGUUGGGUACAGUAGCGGUGUUAAACCUGCUCCUUUGCAUGGCUUAGGAGCUGUUGGUGGCCACUGCCAAGAAAACGUUAAGCACAGCCAUGUGGAAUAUCCAGGUGUUGCAGAGUGUUCUACAGAAGCCAUGCUUCAGCAGUUUCUUCAUAAUCACACUUACAAUCAGCUGCCAAGUCAAGCAGCAUCCACUCCGGAGCAUUAUCAGCAGAUGUGGAUGAAGAAAUCAAACGAAGUAAAGGAGAGGUGCCGUAAUUCUGUUGCUACAAACCGGAGCAGAGAUGAAUGGCGUGCAAAAGCUCUGAGAAUACCAUUUUCAGUCGAGGAGAUUGUGAGCAUGUCCGUUGACUCUUUCAACACCAUGCUAGCAAAGAACCAGCUGACAGAAACUCAGGUAUCACUUCUACGUGACAUCAGACGAAGAGGAAAAAACAAGGUAGCUGCCCAAAAGUGUCGUAAACGCAAACUGAAUGCAAUUCUUAACUUGGAAGAAGAUGUGUAUAAUCUCCAAACACAAAAGGAGAGCCUUAAAAAGGAGCAUUCCCAGUGUAGCAAAUUAAUCAACCAGAUAAAGCAAAAAUUAAACAACUUGUACCAUGACAUUUUCAGUAGACUGAGGGAUGACCAGGGUAGACCUGUUAACCCACGCCAGUACGUCAUUCACUGCAGUAGCAAUGGUAGUGUUUUCAUAACACCCAAGCACUUGGCCAAAUCUGAACAGAAACAAGAUAACAGAAAAGAGCAGAAACAAAAGUAAGAUGACUGGAGAUCACCUAAAUAGCCUUUAUUUUGCCUGAAAGGAUGAUAAGAGUACUUGUGUGACAACUAAAGGUCAGUGAUUACAGCAGUUCAAACAGAAACAACUACGCUUGAGGAGGAACACUCCAUGUUCAAGGGUCUGGCAAACCCAACCAGCUGUGAUCUGUUAGAACGUCCAUGAGCUGAGGCUUCCAAAUGAGGAAAUCUGUUUAGUUUUAGUUAGAAUUAAAGGAGCUAGAUCAUCAGUGUAGUGUAGCUUUAUAGACCUAUGUAAAAACUAGGAAUUUAGUUACUGGCAUUGGGGGGCAGAGGGGAGAACAUCAGUGAGGCAUACAAGUCAACUCUGGAUCAAUGUUACACAUGCAAGAAAAUGCUUUAGUCUUGAAUACUUGACUCUUUAUACAGAAAAUGACCUUAUUUUAUUCUCUAGCACUGAAAAUUAUAGUUCUAGUGCAUCUUCAGUUUAAAUUCACUGUGGAUUUACAUAGGCUCAAGAGAUAACUACAUGCUUUCCAUUUAUUCAGUUUUCCUUUGAGGAGAGCAGCCCAGGAGGCUACUGCAUUUUUCCUCACUACUUUCAGCAUUGUAACUCCAAGCAAAGAUAACCUGCCACUUAAUUUUACAACCUAUACGCUCAAUCUGCAAACAUGCUGAAAAACAGUGUCUGAUUCAGUAUUUUCUUACCUUCAUCCUCUGCAACUAAAUCAUUCUCAACUUUCUUCUACAAAAAUGACCAAUGGUGAAGGAGUUUCUGUUCUGUUUCCUAGUGACUGUGAUAUUUAUUUGUGUACCUUCUCUUUUCCUCCCAUUUUGACACCUUCCUCAAGAAGUACUUGAGUUUUUCUGUGUGGCUUUUUAAACUGGUAUUUUUUAAGUGUCUUUAAUGUUCUGGAUUUAAUUUUUUAAAAUAUACAUUUUUCUUAGUCUUUAAAUUAAAUUGAACCAAAUUACUGUUUAUCUAUACUUGUAAUUAUGAGGUUAUACUCUGACAGUGCUCCAAAUGAAGAGGGUUUUUUGUUUGACAUUUAUUUGUGCUAUUAGAAAGAAGUUUUAUUCACUUACAACAUUCUAAAAAGGUCUGCAAGAGAUGGUCUAAAAGGCCUGUAAUGAAUGAUAAGGAAGGAAUGUUGAGGUAUAUUAUUAUGAAAGUAACUACUAAUAUUAAUUGCUAGAUGACAACAAAUACUUCUUGUUAAUUUUAUAACUAAAACACAUAAAACUAGUAUUUAAAAAGUUCUCAUUGGUCAUGGCAUGAUGACAAUGGAGCAAACCUGCAUUCAGGUAUGUUAAAAAAAAACACUUGUAGCAGUCAUGUAAGAACUACACAUACAAGCUUAAAUGCCAAAUUAUACCUGCUGAAGAAACAAGCUGCCACUAGCACAGAAGUCACAUUGGCUGCUUGCACUUAUCUGUAACAAAGCUGAUACUAUCAAGUGACAUUUUCUAAAAAGGGAGCCCUAAGAUAGUACCAAGUGCACUGAAUUAUCAGUAGUGGAAUCAGACUGUUUGAACAAUUUUCUCAGCAUUUUCUAUUAAAAGAUUUCUUUAAAUACAUGUGUGCAUGUGUUCUUUACUGGUUUCACCACAGUCUCAAAUUGGUAAGUGUAAAUUCAUAGCAGAAAGUCUCAUUACUGAGGCUGUGCUGUUUUUUGCUGUUGGUUAAGCAUCAAUGUGAGACACAUCUAUCAUAAUCAGUGUUCUCAUGGGAUUUGUCUGUUGGCUAGAUCACAAACUCCAACCAAAACAUGCAGUAGGUAUCAGAUACCUGUGAUGAACUUUAUGAACAUAUAUAUGAUAUGAUAUAUGAACAUGAUGAUAGGAACAUAUAUAAUACAUAUAUGAACUUUAUUUCUAGUUGUAGGGAAAAAAAGAAGUACAUAUUGAAGUCAGCAUGAUCAUAAUCAGUUGAAUGACAUAAAUAUUUUUAAAUCCACACACUUACCCUUUGCAGGACAAGGUUUUUAAACCUACUUCACUGCCCAUGUGCAUAAAUUCUCAUAGCUAUAGAUUAGGCUCACAACUGAGAAAUCAGAAAGCUGAGUAUUUCUGCUUUAGGGCCUCAUGCAGGGAGGAAAAAAACCAACUAAACUUUUUGGUGCCUACUCCUUCAGUAGCAGUGGCAGGUGAGCUGUGUGGAAUUUUGUAAGGCCAGCUGCUGGUGGACUAUUGAAUGUACCCAACUGGGAAACAGCUACACAGUUAGUUACAUACCAAGUUUGGUACAUACCAACAAUAAAGCAUACUGUAACCCUUUCGGACAACAAUACUAAUGGAAAGCAGCUUACUCCAACUGACCUGUUUGAGACAUCAGCCCCAAUACUAUUCCAUUCCCUGUAAAUGUGCAGAUUUAAAGCAUUAUGAAUGGCCCUCAGCUAAUUCAACUGUCAUUAUUGCCCAGUAACUAUUUCUUUAACAAGUUGAUGUAAGAACCUCAGUUCCUCAGAAUUCCUCAGAACCUCUGCUCCUACAAAAAACUGAGUUGAAAUACUGAAUUUGGGUGGACUGCAACAGUACUGAUGAUACAAUGAACUUUAUGUCUGGAUGUGCAUUUUUUUUAAACCAUCAGCUACCUGCCCACAGUACAAAACUAUAGGUAGAAUUCAGACCAAUGUCCUGUUUUUAACUGGAGUAGACUCAUUUGAAGUGUCUUCCCUUUCUGCAACUAGCCUGUGUUUAUAAAGAAAAAUUCCAAACAGACAUUCACAGACACAAAAUCCACACUAAACAAAAAUUCCCAAACAUGGUCUUGGCUAUGCUUAAACGACGUAUGGUUAGGCGAGACAGCUGAAGCUUUUAACGCACUUUCUGUACUGGCCUUAGACCAUAUUUGCAACCUGUGUACCAAACUAGAGACACUAUAGAAUUGAGCUUUUCAGGUAAACAGAACUCAUCAAUGUUGUUACUGAAAGGGUUGUAAAACGUAGGUAACACCUGACUGAAGUCUGUCUUGUCUUUAUUAUUGACAGAUCAAGAUUUUCACAAAAUCAAAACCCCAAGCGUACAAACCAGGAGCUUUAUUGCAUGGAAAGACAUGUUAUGGUAUCAAACCUACUCUGGAGCCAGAUGGCACAUAGCCAUUACAGCUGCAUCCUACCUUACUACUACUCUGUUGAAACAAGUCUCUGAAGUUAGACUGAAAACACCCAUUAAAUCUAACUAGGAAACCACUAAGCUGAUCAUUGUAAAUAUAGCUGUUGACAACAGCAACAAAAACCAGAAAUACCCAAGUGGGAGUGAUCAUUAAAAUACUGGUCCCAUGGUAGAGCCUUCAAGUAGUCUGCAACACUUCAGUGGUAGACUGCAUUUUUGUUAUGUUAGUAAGAGUGUAUCUGCAAGAGGUUAGGAAAGGUUGGAUUAAGUAAAAGGAAAAACACUGGGUGGACUGUAUUCCCGUCCUUGAUGGCAGCAACGUGUACUAUGAAGCAUUUACCUGCUGGCACACCUGUCCUGGAGAAACAUCACCAGCAGCAAAGGCAAGCUGAGUACUCCGUCCAACUGCAGCCCCCAUUGCAUGCUUUUGAGCUGGAAGGCUGGACACUCCCGUAGAGGCUGCUGCAAACAAGCGCUCCCAGAAGAGACACAGCUUUCUGCUCAAACACUACACACACUUUGAAUGACCACUCCUGUACUGCACUGAAGUGCAGCUUUAAAUUCAUGUUUUAGCUUUUAUUCAAUACAUUUGGCUUUUUACAAUGUCAAAUUUUACAAGCUGAAGCUGUUCCUGCUCAAGAGCUUACAAUCUAGUUUUAGAUGGGGAACCAGAACAAACUUCAAUGAGGAAACGAUUGGACAAAACACUUCAUGAAUAUCAACUAUUCAAUCUUUGUCCCAAAACACACACACACGCACACACGUAAGUUCCUCCUCUGGGAGUCAUCUAAGAAGAAUCUUGAGGAGAGAGGUAGCAGAGACCUAUAAAUAAGGCAACAGGACACUCAACACCAGGGUGUAGUAAGAACUGUUUAUUAAGUAAACCAAAUAGAGAUGGCAGAUGUAACCACGUGAAGUGUUAUUACUGUAGUGUAUACCUCAUGAUGUACUGCAACUUGACACCUGCUGCACUUCUACUAGAACUCCGUGAAGCCACCCAUUUUCAUACAAGAAUGCCCCAAAAUGAACCUAACAAGGGGGGAAGGAAGAGUGCUAGUAACAGCAAUUUUCUAGGACUUUCCCCCAGUCACCCUUUUUCAUACAGUGAAGUAGCAUGGGAGGUCUCACAAGCUAGUUUGUGACUACAAGGUGCCGGAACACUGUUGACCUAAUGUUCAUAGCACUCUGUCAGGUAAGUCACACAGGCAUUAUUUAUACAAUGGUAAUUUUACUGCUGAUGAACAAACCAGUUCUUGCUCCAUUAAUUGGAGUAACUCCUGACAAAAUUUAUGUGCACCACAAACCAACAGUAGCUGCAAAGCAAAAACAUGACUGUUAAAAGGGACAGUACUUCUGGGAAAAUGGAUUACGACCCAGGCAAACCCUUCCAUGUAACACUCCUAUCCUAGACACACUGAAUGGUAUAGCUGAAUAAACAUGGCUGAAGAGAAACAGCCCUCUCCCUUAUGUGGAAAAGCAAAAGCACCACUAUGGUAGUGGCUCACUUGCAUCACGAACUACUUCAAAAACCAAACAGAACACUAAACCUACAGGGACUGCACAGCCCCAGUACGUUCCCAGCAAAUUAUCCUCUACCAAUGAGGCAAAGCUGCCAAAACAAACUCAGCUGACAACUGUUUGAAAAUUCAGAUCCAUUUCUGGGGCUUUGAUUUUCUUCCCCAGAAGCGGUAUGAUUUCAUCACCAAGAGAUCAUGUACAUUUAUCAUCAAACUAAAAGAACACAGUCUUUCCUACACGUAACAAAGUUCAACUCCUGUUCAUUUUACAGCAUUAAUAGCAAUUGUUCACAUUUUCUUGAAUGUUUUUUAGCAGCUGCAGCACAACAGAAGUGAAAAAAAUUCAACUUUCAUGGUAUGUAACACAGUCUGAGUGGUCAGAACCCUACUACUGACCUCUUUUCACCAUCACUUUAUAAAUACAAGUCAUACUCCAUUUUUGGGUGUUCUUUGGCUCACAUACGAGUUAGCAACAAGUUAUGUUUUUUCUUUCUUCUCUCAGUUUGCUGCAAUAAGUGUUCGCUGGGGGAAAACUAGACCUAUGUACUGACAACCUGAUCCUUGGCUGUUACUACUACCUGGAAACACUGCAAUGUUACACAUACUUGGAAGACAAAGUCUGUAGUGACAAAAUCCCACUUGAUAGAAAGUAAGGCUCCAUUGUCCACAAACUGCUGACCAGUAAUUGACCACAAUGCUGCUUUUAUUUGAAGUUGCUAACUUCCAGUAUCAGGUUGACUCAGAACUGUGACUUGUCUCACCACAUUUGCUGGUGACCACUGUUACCUGUCACAUGCCCAAACUUUUAAGACCAUACCAAGAGAGAAGUCAUGAAAAGUUCAGCAGCAGGAUAUCAGGAAACCUAAAGAUACCAGGUUUUCAAGACUUGAAAUAUCCAGUAAUUUCAUUCUUGCACAGUGCUGUCUCCCCUAUACACUCCCUUCUCCCACUGCCGUCAGAUCAAAAUGAGAACAUCCUCCUUAUGGAAAACAUACUCAAUGCAAGUAAAUUUUAAACCUUGUUGCUACACUAAUGAAAUAGUAUUUAAACAGAAAAAUAAUUACUGCCCUUUGAAGUGGUUUGGUUAGUUUUUUUUGCAUGGUGUAUGAGUGAGGACUUGGCAACUGUAAAGAAAAAACUUCCAUCAACUACAUCUAAGUUACGGGAAAGAAGACAGAUUCCUUAUGAUCUGGUCAUUCUGUUGGAAAGAAGAAAGUAAAGCAGAUUUGUGCGUCUUCAUUUUCUGCUUCCGUUGCAGCCCACCGGUUACCUAUUCAAGUAUUUCAAAGUUCAACUUAAGAAACAGAAAAAAUUGUAUGUGAAUCCUUAAACAGUAUUAUAAAGGUUAAAGACAUGAUGAUUCUGCCAAAGCACAUAAUUUUCAA
This is a messenger RNA of Motacilla alba alba, 7605 nucleotides long. RefSeq names its product nuclear factor, erythroid 2 like 3 (gene NFE2L3). The record is from RefSeq and is a predicted model, not a curated record. Gene Ontology annotation, molecular function: DNA-binding transcription factor activity, RNA polymerase II-specific; RNA polymerase II cis-regulatory region sequence-specific DNA binding. Gene Ontology annotation, cellular component: nucleus. NCBI's taxonomy places the organism in Eukaryota, Metazoa, Chordata, Aves, Passeriformes, Motacillidae. Gene Ontology annotation, biological process: regulation of transcription by RNA polymerase II. The coding region runs from base 205 to 1611 and encodes 468 amino acids. The transcript has 4 exons.